Seminavis robusta is the source of this 798-nucleotide messenger RNA. The record is from the annotation of a GenBank genome assembly. NCBI's taxonomy places the organism in Eukaryota, Bacillariophyta, Bacillariophyceae, Naviculales, Naviculaceae.
AUGCCAUUAUCGAUUUAUAAUCACCGUCUACAGUUGUCAAUCGCAUGUGCGUUUUUUCUUUGGAGCAUACUCGUAUGUUCUUGCCACGCCAAAAGUUGGGCCGAUAUUGCCGCCAAUAGGCACAAGGCUCCAACCCUUCUCCAACCAGAAGAAGGCGUAGUCACACCAGAAACAAAGACCACCGCUGACAGUGCAAAAAUUUCCAAGAAGCAGACGCAGAAUCCUUGCGUCUACAAUUGCCUACCAAAGGGCGUUUUUAAGGCAAGAGUAAAGUAUGUCUAUGACGGAGAUACGUUGUGCUUGGUCGAUGGCCGAAAAGUACGUUUUCUGGGAAUUGACACCCCGGAGCUAAAGCCAAUCCAGCCGUUUGCCCUUGAAGCAAAAGAAUAUGCCACUCGUCAUUGUGAUAAGAGGGAGAUUUAUUUGGAAGGAGACUCCACGGAUCGAUUUGGACGACUGCUAUCUGUUGUUUGGACCAAGUUGCCAGAUGGAAGAUACCUGAACGUUUGCGAAGGAUUGGUUGCAGCAGGAUUGGCCACUGUUUAUCAUGUUUCUGGAGACCCCAAUGGAAAGAGCCCGUCCAAGAAAAUGGUAUCUCUUCAAAAUGAGGCUCGAAACACUCCAUUGGGACUAUGGAAAGACUUUGUGGACCGCAAUGUAGUGGUUACAAAGUACGGUGCUGCUUACCACCUACCAACCUGUCGCCAUUUAGCCCGAUCUCGUAACACUCGAGUUCUCACUGCUAGCAAAGCCCUAGACCAAGGACUGCACCCCUGUCGAACUUGCCUUGAGGACUAA